This is a messenger RNA of Lathyrus oleraceus (garden pea), 1762 nucleotides long. Its product is annotated as NAD-dependent protein deacylase SRT2. The record is from RefSeq and is a predicted model, not a curated record. Lineage: Eukaryota; Viridiplantae; Streptophyta; Magnoliopsida; Fabales; Fabaceae. The coding region runs from base 195 to 1340 and encodes 381 amino acids. The transcript is spliced from 10 exons. Gene Ontology annotation, molecular function: histone deacetylase activity, NAD-dependent; NAD+ binding.
UAAAAUAUUUGGUGGGCAUUGUUUGGUGCCUUUAUUUUUCUCCGUGAAAAAGAAGUAAUAAUAGGCGGAAGAGAAGUAUGUAACGUGGAAGCGUGGACGAGUCUCUGCAACAAUAAUGGACCGAUUAUAAAGAAAACAAAACCAAAGCGACGACGAUUUUACCAAUGACCGACGCAAUCCUUUGAAUUGAAAUUAUGUUAUUACUUCCAAUGUCACCUUCUUCCUCGCUCACCAGCCUUGUAUUCGCCAGGAAACUGCUACGAACUCAAAAUUGGAACUUACCAACAACAGAAGGGAGAUUCAUAUCAUUCAAGGCUUGUGUGAGGUUCGUUCAAACAUCGUGUCGAAUCUCUGCACCCGGAACCUUCCCAAUUGUAAACGAUGAAAAACACCACUCUAAUAAUGUCAUAAGGGAUAGGAAGGUGGUUCCUGAUGCAGAUCCUCCUAGUGCCAAAGAUGUUGAGCUUUUGUAUCAAUUUUUUGAAAAAAGUACCAAGCUCAUGGUAUUGACUGGUGCUGGAAUCAGUACAGAGUGUGGUAUCCCUGACUAUAGAAGCCCUAAUGGCGCUUAUAGUUCUGGUUUCAGACCAAUAACGCACCAGGAGUUUCUUCGUUCAAGCCGAGCCAGGAGGAGAUAUUGGGCUAGGAGCUAUGCUGGGUGGAGAAAAUUUACUGCGUCACAGCCAUCUGCUGCGCAUCGAGCUUUGGCAACAUUCGAGAAAGCUGGCCGAAUUGAUUUUAUGAUUACCCAAAAUGUUGAUAGGCUGCAUCAUAGAGCUGGUAGCAACCCAUUAGAAUUACAUGGGACUGUAUACACUGUAAUUUGUUUAGAUUGUGGAUAUUCCCUUUGCCGAAGCUUAUUUCAGGACCAAUUGAAGGUCCUCAAUCCAAAGUGGGCAGAAGCAAUUGAUAGUUUGGACCAUGGAAACCCUGGGUCAGACAAAAGCUUUGGAAUGAAACAAAGACCGGAUGGUGAUAUUGAGAUUGACGAAAAGUUUUGGGAGGAGGAUUUUAUCAUACCAACCUGCCAGAAGUGCAAUGGUGUUCUCAAACCUGAUGUUGUCUUUUUCGGUGAUAAUGUUCCAAAGGAUAGAGCUGAUAUGGCAAUGGAAGCAUCUAGAAGUUGUGAUGCUUUUCUUGUCCUAGGUUCGUCUGUGAUGACCAUGUCUGCUUUUCGACUUGUCAGGGCAGCUCAUGAGGCAGGAGCAGCAACUGCAAUUGUCAAUGUAGGUCUGACCCGUGCUGAUGGUUUUGUGCCCUUGAAAAUCAAUGCACGGCUGGGUGAGAUACUGCCAAGGGUACUUGACAUGGGAUCCAUCAGCGUACCUGUUGUGCAAUGAUAAUGGAUCACAAGAUGUACAUAAUUAAGCUGUAUUGUCCACUCUCCCUUCUUAAUCCUCAUGUUGUUCAUGUAGUGCUUAUUGAGUGUGUGCCAAAUUGCAACCAUAAUCACCUUCAAAUGAGAAUGUAUUGGUGAAGGAAUGUUAACUUCAAUAUUCAUGAAGUGGUGCUUUCAGAGUCUGUAAAACGAUGCAAGUUUUCAGAAAUAAUAGCUGCUGGAGAUUGUGCUUGUUGGUGCCGUUUUCAUUCAUUAAAUAACUUCUACUCAUUUGAUUAACAGAUAUUGCAUUAUCAUUAUUGACCCAAAAAGUUGCUCUAGAUUAAGUAAAUUGUAUUUUAUCUUAUUAUUUGUCUCUUCUGUGAUUGUAACUGAAUGAAGAAUUUGGUUUACAUGAAAAUAAAGUAAUUGAUAUUCAUCUUC